GGAUUGAUUUUAAACGCACAGAAGCACGGAGAUUCUCACUUGACACCACCUCAUCCACCGUAUUCCGUUCGGAAGCGCGAGGAGCAACGCGGCGAUGGCUGAGGGCAAGUGAAUUACGGGCGCGCGUCCAUCUGAAGUGAUGAGACAGAAACGCGCGGCUGGUUCCGUCUGUCAGGUUGUAUAAUGGAGAGCUCCAAUGGCUCCGACACCAAACCGCAGAGCCAUCAUCCUCAUCCUCAGGUGGAGAAGAAGAGGUUAAACCGAGCGCCGUCCCCUGCCAGACCCGUCCUGAAGGAUGUCCACUCGCGAACGGCCAAACCGAUCGUGCCAAAAUCCCCCAAAUUCAACAAACAGCCAGCGUCCGCCGCGCCGGUGACACCUCAGAGCCGCGUUCCGAGACGCACCGUUCCGGGCGCGAAGGACAAAACCGCAUCAGCACCUGCAAGAAGCAACAGCAAGCCCUCAGCGACAAAAAAGGCCGUUAAGGUCACUCAGCAUGCAGCAUCCGAGACGAAACCGGCCUGCAAAGCGGUUGAUGCCGCCGCUUCGCAGAUCGCCAAGAGCAAGGGACGGCUGGCCCCGAUACGCGUCCCCACCGGACGCGGCGUUUGUCAGACGGACAGCAGCUCGGAUUUGUCCGACUGUCCCUCCGAGCCGCUGUCCGACGAGCAGAGACUCGCUCAGGCCGCCAGUAGCGAUGCGGAGUCGGGCAGCGGCUCCGGUUCGAGCGAGCAGGCGGCCGGGGUUCGGGUGCGCGCGCUGGCGGGAGGAUCUCAGGCUGCACCUGUGCCCGGUGCGCACGCGGACAAAUGCAAAGCCGAGAAGGACGCACAAUUCAAACCGGAGGGCAAGGAAAUGGCCCAGGAGGAACUGCUGAGGGAAAUCGAAGACCUUCGAUCGGAAAAUGACUACCUCAAGGAUGAAGUGGACGAGUUGCGAGCAGAGAUGGAGGAGAUCAGGGACAGUUACCUGGAGGAGGAGGUGUACCAGCUCCAGGAACUGCGCAGGGAACUGGACCGCUCCAACAAGAACUGCCGGAUCCUGCAGUACCGCCUGCGCAAGGCUGAACAGAAGAGCCUGCGUGUAGCUCAGACCGGACAUGUCGACGGAGAGCUUCUGCGUGGUCUGGAGCAGGACCUCAAGGUGGCCAAAGAUGUAUCUGUGCGUCUGCACAAUGAACUGGAGACAGUGGAAGACAAGCGCACACGGGCAGAAGAUGAAAACGAGCAGCUCAGGCAAAAGCUCAUCGAGGUGGAGAUCUCCAAACAGGCCAUGCAGAACGAGCUCGAGAGAGCCAAAGAGACUGCUCUGCGGAGGCGAAGCAGUAGAGAAACCUUCAAAGAUAAGAAGUCUUUAACUCAGGAGGACAGUGCAGAUCUGCGCUGUCAGCUACAGUUUGCCAAGGAGGAAUCUGCUCUUAUGCGUAAAAAGAUGGCAAAACUUGGCCGCGAGAAGGAUGAACUGGAACAAGAAUUGCAGAAGUAUAAAUCAGUAUAUGGAGACGUGGACAGUUCUUUGCCCCUGGCAGAGGUGACAGGUGGAGGCCCCCACACCUCCCGGGAAGCCGAAUUAAGGUUACGGCUCAAACUGGUGGAAGAGGAAGCCAACAUUCUGGGAAGGAAGAUCAUAGAGCUGGAGGUGGAAAACCGUGGCCUCAGGGCGGAAAACGAAGACCUACGCUGCCAGUACGAGAGGGACUGCUUUGGGCGUGAACCCUUCUCAAGCGUCCCUACUUCACCGUUUGGUGGUGAUGCCCUGGAAUCUGCAAGUGAACUGCGGCGACACUUGCAGUUUGUGGAAGAGGAGGCAGAGCUGCUGCGGCGCUCCAUCUCUGAGAUUGAGGACCACAACAAGCAGCUGACGUCUGAGCUCAACCUCUUCAAAUUUGGACCCAGCCAAGCCGAUCGGGAGUCCGAGGGAGCUGAGGGUGGAAAUGGUGGCACUCUCAAACCUGGUAACGGAGGAGGUAAUGGUUUCUCGGGAGCAGGGAGUGGUGCCCCACUGCAGGAGGAGCUGAAAGCCUCAAGACUCCAGAUCAAUGAGCUAAGUGGGAAGGUGAUGAAGCUGCAGUACGAGAACCGGGUGCUAAUAUCAGAUAUGCAGCGCUGUGACUUGGCGGCACACUUGGGAAUACGCACCAGUAGCCCACGGGAUAGUGAUGUGGCUAGCGAUGCCGGGCGAAGGGAACCAGAUGAGGACGAGACGACCAGGCUUCUGCUGCUCCACCCCAAACGUGAGGGUCCUGUUGGUGGGGAGAGCGACUCCGAUGACUUGUUUGAGAAAACGGCGACUUCUGGAUUCGCCAGUGGCGAGAAACCUUCAGAUCCUGGCGAACUGGGAGUGGCCGAGUUUGCCCAGCGGAGACGGGAAGACCGUGAGACGCUCCACAACGUCAGGCGUGAAGCUGAGAUGCUUGGUAAAACGGUGGAGCGGGUCAUCGCAGAUACGGACAGUCUGAUCCAUGAAGGUCGUCUGGUUGUCCUGGGAGGGGACCUUCUUGCGGAAGGUUUGGAUUUCAGAGGCGAUGGGGACUCUGCUGAAUCUAAACCCGACUCUCAGGUGCUGGAUACCAUCAACACCCGCAUGAGGGCUUUCCAAACGGAACUCCAGCAAUUCAUGGACAAGGUGGACCACCUAGGGGUGGGUCUAAGGGACCGCGUCGACGACCUUUCCCCUAUGCCCAACCUCACCGAAUCUAGCAGCUUCCUUUCCACGGUUACCUCCAUGUCAAGGGACUCACCCAUCGGGACACUGGGAAGGGAUCUGGUGACGGACUUCCAGUACGGGCGCAGGGAGGAGCAGGAGUGGUGCCUAGACCGCCAGAGUGUCCCGGAGGCCCCUGGACAGGGACAGGGCGCCGCUAAGGGCUCCGUCACAGCCAGGGGAGGCCCUGGACUCAGUAGAUACACCAGGCCCCACAGUUUCAGACCCGAGUGCUGGGAUUUUGAGACUGGUGUUCUGUGUUCUGAUGGGGUCCAGUUCCAUGACCCGGUCCUGCCCGAGAUGGGAACGCCUACCAGAGAAAUACAGCUCCGCCUGGAGCAUGACAGGAGGAUGAGAGCUGGAGCGGAGGAGAAAGACAGCUUCACAUCAUCCAUCACUCAGCUUGUGCAGGAGGAGGAGAGGAGGAGAGCCGAGGCCCGGCGAGGACUCGAGCUGCAGGGACUUCAAUCUCAUGAGCCAACGUGGCCACAGGAAAGAGUCCUGCUGCAACAGGAAGUGAGGUUGUUCCACCACAACAUGGUCAUUGUCUACAUGAAGCUGCGCUGGAUCCUGAUGCACUGGAGGCUCGGCCGCAGGACGGACGCACUGGAGGAGGGAGCGCAUGCUGAGGCAGGGGACAGUCGGCGUGUGCUGCACGCGCUGCGCUCCCUGCUGGAGGAGUUCAGGGCGGAGCUCCGCGAGGAGGCGCAGCGGCGCUGGCAGCUGCAGCAGACGUUAGCCAACGAGAGAGCGGCGUGGGAGAUACAGCGCGCUGAAAUGAGGAGUCAUGUCACCAGGGCAGGGGACAGUCGGCGUGUGCUGCACGCGCUGCGCUCCCUGCUGGAGGAGUUCAGGGCGGAGCUCCGCGAGGAGGCGCAGCGGCGCUGGCAGCUGCAGCAGACGUUAGCCAACGAGAGAGCGGCGUGGGAGAUACAGCGCGCUGAAAUGAGGAGUCACGUCACCAGGCUGCAGGAUAUGAGAGGAGAGUCUGCAGGCGCAGUCGCAGAUGAAGGUGCAGUUGCUUCAGAUGUGUUACAGCAGGAGCGGGAGGAACAGCGCUUUCUGCUGGCCGACAGUCACAGCACAGCACUGGAGCUGCGCUGGAAACUGCAGCACGGAGAAAAGCGCUGGACCCACGAGCGGAAUGAACUACUGGAGCGGUUCGAGAAAGAGAGGCAGGAGUGGGACCGCAGCUUACGGGAAAUGUACCGCAAAAUGGAAAAGAUGCAGAAAGAUGUUCUCCAGCCAGAAGGAGGCACAGUGCAUGUCUUCUCUCCUCAGGAGAGCCCCUGUAAGGCUCCUAGAUCUCCACUCUCCCCCUGCACAGCCGCACACACGCGUUCCCACUCCGACUCGGAGGCCACACUGGAGGAGAAGGGGGCGAUGGGCAGACCCAGACCCUUUGAGGGACACCGGCCCCCAGAGAGCCUGUUCGUGGAUGCCCUCUCUCUGGAUCCUCUGAGCGAAGCCGAGGUGCCUCCUCCAUCACGUCUGGAGAGCGAAAAGCGGUUCCCCCACAUGAAGGAAGUAAGAGAGACAGCACUGAAUGAGAUUUCUGAGAGUGUGGAUCCUGCCAUUUACCCUGAGGAAGAGAAGAGUGGCGGCAGCCUACUCAGGGCGAAGUCAGUCUGCUCCAUGAGUGACUUCCAGCGUUUGAUGGACAGCUCCCCCUUCCUGCCAGAUAAGAGCAAGCCUGGCGAGCAUGAGCGGGAUGAUGUGACUCCUCCCCUUUCACCAGAUGACCUCAAAUACAUUGAGGAGUUUAAUAGUAAGGGUUGGGAUCUGCCCACCAGCUCCCUGGCCGCUUGCCCCAUUCCUGGCCCAGUAAUCCCCUCUCCAGUGAUGGAGGCCUGGGCAGAGAGGGCAGAAUCCCGAAGGGCCGAGUCUACUUCAGAAGCAUUCCAGCCAGCCUCCUGGUACCUGACCACCAGCACUACCUUGACCACCAACACCAUGAGUAUCCCUGAGUACUGCCAAAAGCUCCCACUCAGGGCAACCCAGGGGGGUGAACAGUUUGGGGUGCAGAUCCUCCACAGUCCCGUUCGAGGGGAGCGGUCAGCUCCAGGCCCCCCUGAGCAGGAAUACAUGUUCUCCAAAGUGACCAAAGUAAAGGCAGGAGAGGUAGUAGGCGAUGCUGAGGAGGUGUUUGGAGGAAGGUGGCCAUGUGAGCUAAGGAGUCAUUUGGAGGCAGGACUUAGGCCUGGAGAACGUCCAUCGAUUUGCGCUGCUGUCGGGUAUACCUCAUCAUUAGAGCUGGAGCUGGCACGGAAUCUGAGCGAUGACAUGAAGGAAAAGGCGUUUUCUGCUCGGAAUGCCAUCCGAUCAUCUUCUGCAUCCGGAUCGAGCCCUCCGGAAAGGCAACUACGGGACAUGGCAUGUCAGACGAAUGGUUUAACCACACGGGGAACACAGACCACCCUGACCAUCAGCGUGGGAUUGCAAACAGAGGCUGUUCGCACCCUCACAAGCAGCCCUCACCGCUGUCUAACGCCCAAAGGAGGCUCCACACCCAUCUCAUCUCCUUCACGUAGCCUGAGAAAGAUGCAGUACUCUCCAGUCGUUCAAGCCAAGUUUGAACGCCCAUGCUGUUCUCCAAAAUAUGGCUCACCUAAGCUCCAACGGAAACCUUCUAAUUCUGGCAAAGCAGAACAACCUGUUGGCCAAAUCCGUGCUCCCACCCCAACAACCACUGCUCAGCAGCAAAAAGGGAACAACGAAUCCGCUUGGGCCCGUUCCACUACGACCAGAGACAGUCCCGUUCACACCACCAUCAACGACGGCCUCUCCAGCCUCUUCAACAUCAUCGACCACACGCCCAUCGCAUACGACCCUAUUCAGAAAUUCAACAAGUCCCCUAGCCGCUCUCGUCCCACUGAAGCAGGGCCUCAAGAGCCAACGGACCCCAAAUCUCCCAGUGUUUGUGCUGCACAGGGGCCUUUGAGGAACUCUCGGGGCCGGUCCCCAAGCCCUGUGCAGCUGAUUGUAGAGACGCAAGACGAGAAAACUCCAGAGGUGAUUAGCAUCAGACAGGACCUGUCCGCUCCUCCAGGCUACACGCUAGCUGAGAACGCAGCACGGAUCUUGAAUAAGAAACUACUGGAGCAGAGCUUCAGAGAAGAAAGGAGGCUUUCCGCUUCAUCCGCAGCUGCUCCAAACAAAACCGGAGACACAGAGAAACCAGGAUGUCUUGAGGACUUGCCUCGUUCGCCAGUGGCUCCACCUCUGGACUCCUGCUUCCUGCGUCCGGCUCGUCCUGCCAACCGCCGUCCUCCGUCCCGCUGGGCCGCCCACUCGCCCUCAUCCUCGCCCAACUACAAAGACCGAUCGGAGAUGUUCCGCUUCCCCUCGCCCGUCAGACCGGUUCAGACCAUCCCGGAGAUAGAGGAGCCCGGUCAGGAGGUUUUCCCUUAACCAGCCUAGACUUCAUCCUUCUGUGCUUUCUGUCACCUUGAGUUCAGUCAGCAACCAGUUUAUCUCAACCUCAAGUAUGAUUUUAAAAUUUCAGUUCUGAAAUGCCCCGAAAAAGGGAAGUGUGGUGAUAAAUCAGGAUUGUAUUUAUGCUUUCACUCUCCUUAACCAUCUCCCAUUCCUGACCACACACGUACUACGCACACCGUCAGAGCGACGGAACCAUCGAGAACCUUUCUAAAAAACAUUUAACUGCCCUGCCACUAGAGGGCAGAGUUCUGUGAGCACCAGCUGAACUGAUCCAAUAGGAAACAGUUCCAGAAAUUCCGUUUCGGAAUUAUCAAGGACCUGGAAUGCACUGACGCAAAACACCGCAAAGUGUUCCAUAAGAGGUGCCUACACACGCGUGACCUCGCGACGGUCCCGUACUCGUGUGUGUCCGUGUACAAUGUAUGCAAUACAUACCACUCGAUAUGUGUUGGUCAUGAAGCCGCAAACUUCUUUUCAGAUGUUCUGAAAAAUAUAACUGGAUAGUAAUAACAUUUGUCGGAUCAGCAUAAAAGUUUACAUGUGUUGAUUUAUAUCCAUUUUGGAGGGGUGAAAAUCAUUUGUUAAAUUAUGUUCUGUGUAUAUAGUUUAUAAAGCUAUUUUCUUAAUUUCUGCGUACAUCCCGUAUCGUUGGAAACCUUUGAUGCUUGAAUUAAAAAGACUCAGUUGUAUUUGUAAAGAGAAUUAGAUAAAAACUAAAGGAGAAACACACACACACUCUAGUUCGACAGGGACAGAUGAUACAUGAUGUCAAUCAUAAUGUAUUUAAAACCCAAUGUAAAACUGAAUGUUCGACUCUGCAGGAUUCCAAUUGGAAGUUAACGUCGUAAUUUGAAACCAGUUGUAAAAGAGUUUAUGAACUGUAACAACAUGUAAAUCUGCUCUGGCUGAAACAUGCUGCAAAAACAAAGAAGAAAAAUAAAUAUAAAACUCAACAUGUUUCCCUCAGAUCUAAGAUUUAAAUGCAUGAAUAUUUAUUAAGCCAUCCAUUGAGGCAGUCUAUGAUUGGUUGUUGGUUGCUUAGCAACUCAUUUGUAACAUUCUAACACUGCAUUGUUUCAUACUGUAGAAGUUUGGCAGCAAAUUGUGACCCACAUCCGAUAAUGGUUCAAAGUGAUGCAAACCUAUUUUCAAAAUUAGAAGUGUGCGAAGCUGCUCGAACCAGGGUCAAAAUUAACCCUAAAGGAAUAGUUCACCCGAAAAUGAAAAUUUGCUGACAAUGUACUAU
This is a messenger RNA of Sinocyclocheilus anshuiensis, 7387 nucleotides long. RefSeq names its product microtubule cross-linking factor 1-like. The transcript is spliced from 15 exons. The record is from RefSeq and is a predicted model, not a curated record. Gene Ontology annotation, biological process: regulation of autophagy. Lineage: Eukaryota; Metazoa; Chordata; Actinopteri; Cypriniformes; Cyprinidae. Bases 184 to 6114 code for a protein of 1976 amino acids.